CGGAUUGCAGUGUUCACGGUUUUAAUGAUCGUGAACUAACAAAUGCGUCCGUGAACGGCAGGGUCACCCUAUAAAAGGGUCGUGAACGGUUUUCCUUCACUUCACGACCCAAAACUCGCCAGAAUCCUCCAAACCUCGCCCGAAAAUCGUGAAUCUCCGACCACUUUUGCCCUUUUCACCCACUUGCGGCUAGCCAAACCCAAAACCAAGCACAAAACCAGUCUUCCCUCAUCAAGGCCGGCCUUCGCCAGAAUUUUGGGGAGAUUUGGAGCAUAUUUUUUCCGAUGAAUUCGCCGCUGGAGAGGCUCCAACGAUCUUCUGGUGAAGCUCCGACGACCCCCCUCUGGUAUGUUUUCGGCCGAUUUUUUGCCUCCCUCUCCUCACUUCCCCUACCCUUCCUACUUGAAUCUCCAGGUUUGUUUUCAACUCUACCUUGAUUCUUUUGGGAGAAUCAGAUUAGGUAGUGAAGUGAGGAGAUUUUAGUGAAUUGAAUGUUGAACUUAGCAUUAGGGUGAGGAAAUAGGUGAAUUAGGGUGAUUGAAUGGUUGAAUGAUGUUUGCUUGGGCUUAGUUGAGCCUUGGUGGGCACGUUUUGAUUCGAAUUGCUUUUAUUUGUGAAAUUUGCCCACCAAGUGCUAAUUUGUGAAUGAAUGUGAAAUGAUUAUGCUUGAGUGGUGGAUGGUAGCCACCGUGGCAUGGUUCAGUUUAAUUUUUUUUUUGUGUGGAUAAUCCAUGAACACCUACAACCAUGCCUCGCUGUGCUUGUGCUUAAUUGUUUUGAUUAGCAUGGGCCCAAAGUGGAAAUACAAGUGGGAGGGGGGGGGGGAUUCCUUUUUCCUCCCAAUGAGUUGAGAUUGAUAAUUAUUUCCACAUAUGAUGCAUGUUUGUCGGUUUUGCGGGAUGCUUAACGUGGAGCACGAGUACAUCAACUACUUGGUGAACCAUGCAUGGUUCGGGACCAAGUUUGCAUAUUAGAGGGACAGCCCGAUUGGGCAACAUUGGCGACUGGACUUGGACAUGUUUAACUGUUCAGGUGUCGAGCCAUGAUGCCAGGGGUCGCCUGUCACCCCCAAUGGCGCCAGCUGUUGUCUUUGGAUGAGCUCAUCUACCACGAGCUCUGCUUGGAGUUCUACUCCACCUUCUCCCACGUCGUCCCAACAAGCAAGAAGAGUCGACCCUACGUGGAGUUUAUGCUGGGCGGUCAGCCAUGGGUGCUGACCUAUGAUGCCUUCGCCCAAGCCAUGGGGCUCAACACUACAUACAUGAUGAUGAUGGAGCGGCAUUACACCGUCGAUUUCCACUACCAGGGCGCAUUCCAGGCCCUCUAUCGCCCUAGCAUGAUCAGGAGGAGUACGAUGUUGGCCGCACCAAUGCGGUUAAGUUGCGGCUCCCAUGGAGGAUCAUGCAUACUCUCCUAGCCCGGUCCGUCGUCCCUAGCUUGCAGUCGGGCCAUCUGAUGAUGAACAGAGGGUUGCUUGCCCUCCAGAUGAUGAGUCGGGGCCUUCGACUCAGUGAGAGGUAGCCGAUGAGGGUCGCAUUAGUGGCGUGGAUUGUAUCCCAUUUCCUCGACCUAAAGAAUAAGAGGGUAGCUUUGUCUACUUGUUAGACUUCCUUGCAGUUUAUAACUCCCUCACCACACACAGUCAUUCGAUCCUUCAAGUCAUAAUUAUUAGCUAGGGGGAGCAACACCCGGGUGAAACCUUCUCAAUUAGUGUCAAAAUCAUUUCAUCUUUGCAAAGUACUUUAGUUUUAGAUCUUCGUUUUAACCAAAACUAUAUGUUAGUUAAUGUUUCAAACAAAUCGAAGUAGCGGUACAUGGGCUGGCCCUGGUCGAUAUUUAAACAUACUUGCCCUAUAUUGCAUCCAUCUAAUGUUUAUACUUGGGCCUUAGGUGGAAUUUUAUUGUGAUAGUCAGAUAGAGUCACCAUGCUCGCUAAACAAGCUUAGAGGAUACUUCGUCAGCCUGGUUCCCUCCUUGCUCGGACAUAUAAGGGAAAGUACUUUCCUUCUACUUCUCUUCUCCAUGCCCGGGCUGGCUAUCGGGCGUCAUGGGCGUGGCAAGGAAUACCUGCAGGGCGUGAUUUGCUGGUUUGAGGUCUAAGAUGGCAGGUUGGUACAGGGAGUUCCAUCCUUGUUAGUGGUGAUAUCAGGCUGCCUACCACUCUUCCCUCUAGUCCUAAGCUGUUACCCGGUCGUUAUCCUCCUUCUCCUUUGGUUUCUUUAUUGAUUGGUCAAGGUACGAGAGAAUGAUGCUUAUCUUUGUUGCAAUUUCUCUUUGAUGCAUCUACUGUUAAGCUUAUUCUCUCAAUUUCUCUCCCAUGACAUCCAAUUGAAGACAAACUCAUCUGGCACUAUGAUCCAACUGGUGAAUACACAAUGAAGUCGGGUUAUAGCCUGGCAUUUGCAGAAUCCAGCUCUGAUCCUUUUCCCCUUCCCACUUCAUUUGAUUCUCGUUUUUGGAAGUACCCAUGGGCAUUACCUAUGCCGUCCAAACUGGAAAAUUUUCUUUGGCGAAUGCUUCGUCAUUUCCAUCCCUUGUUGGAUGAGCUUCGUUAUCGACAUUUGGUCUCAGAAGCUCCUUGUCCUGUAUGUUGUAUUUCUCCAGAGACUGCUUGUCAUUUGUUUUUGAUUUUUUUUUACUGUAGGGUGGCGAAGGAACUUUGGCACAUGGCUUCCACGGACACAAUUCCUUUGUUUUUUGCAGGAGAACAUUUUGUCCUAGCAUGGAGGCAUUUAUUUUUCUUCUCAUACGUGUCUUCGCAGGAAGUCGAUCGGGUUGUUUUCAUGUGCUGGCGGUUAUGGAAAUCAAGGUACUUUGUUGUCCAUGAUUUUUUAUUUAUUCAGGUUCGCCCACUCUAUCGUCAAUUCAGUCACCAAGUAGAGGAGUGGGUUGCUGCCUCGGUUCCUUCUCUUUUGGGAGCGACAUUUGCUUCUUCUCGACCUACGCCAAAACCAAUGUCUUCCUUGUUACCACAACCAGCUAUGCCAGGUGGUACUUCUCCAUUUUGAUGGUGCUUUCAAGCGGGGUGUUGGGGCAGAUGUGGGUUUUGUUGGUGGGAUGCAACUCCAAUUUGCAUUUGAAUGUUAUCUUUUGGGUAUUGAGGAUAUCUUUGUGAUUGAACUAAUGGCGCUUCGUGAGGCCUUGUAAUGGUGUUUAUUGCAUGAUUUCACUUCUUCACUUCGCACAUGUUUGGUGGAACACUGUUAGAAGAGGUUUGGUUAUUACUUGACUUUUUACUCUUAAUUUUCAUGUAAGUUUAUCCCACGUAGGCUGAAGCUAAACAGGGUUGCCCAUAUAGUAGCUCAAAAGGCACUUGAAUCGAGAAUCGACUUAUUGCUUGAUUAUAGCAGUUGUGUUAUAUCUUGUUAGUGACUUGUCUUUAUCUUUCCCGUAUGUUUUAACUAUACAUAAGGGUUCUGUAACAAAACCCAAUCUUGACAAUUAUGUGUGCAUACUUGUAUCAUUCUUUUUCUCCAUUCAGAUUGGCCUUUUACUAUGAUUUGGUUUCAGUUUCAGCUAUGUUUGUGGCUCUUUCUAGUUUUCUCAUGGGUUUUCAUCUUUUACUUCUACUCUUCAUCCUCUCCUUUUAUUUGGGGGUUCUAUUGUAUUUUUCUUUAUUCGAAUGUCUAGUCUGUGAAUUCCUUGUAGAUGUUCUUCCGGUUUGUGUUAUUUCGACUGUUUUGCAGUUUGUGUUUUUUUUUUUCACUUUGCAGGUAAGCUGCUUAGAGGAGUGUAUCCUUAUUCUGAUUUCAUAGUUUGUAUCCGGUAUUGGUUGGGCUUUUACCAUAAACCUGCUUGUAUGGGGCUUUUUGUUUGUUUUGUAUGUUGAUUUUGCAGGUGCAUCGUGGUGCGUUGCUGAUGGUCGCGUGGUGCAUACCCCCUUUGUGUUUAAGUGUUUUAUCAUUACACUCUAAAUUGCGUUUUUGCAUGUGACGCGUCCGAUUUGCUUUUUGCGGCUGGUGGUCUUUUGUAUGAGCAAGAAUUUUGGAAAAGUUGUUUUCCAUAUUUGUUGCAAUUCAGUUGUUUUGCAGUUUAUGUGUUUAUUCAUUUUGCAGGUGGAACUACUUACAGGGGUAUAUUCAUGUCUUACUUUAUUUGUUAGUUUAUAAUGUAUUAUCAGUUUAUUAAGUUGUUCAGGGCUGUCCAUAUUAUGGCUUAAAAAAUUCUUGAAUCGAUAGUUCACUUAGUAGUAACCAUCGUAUUUAUGUUUUUUCUAUGGGAUAAAUUACAUGUUUGGUCACUCAAAUUACAUAAAUCUUUCACUUUUGCCACCCGAAUUACUUUUCUUUCUAAUUGGCCACUAACUUUACGAAUCAUUUCACCGUUAGUCACCGGCCAUUAGUCUCCGACAAACUCCGUUAGUUUUUUUAUGACGUGGCAAACGAGACUGAUGACUGGAUGGUUAACUUAAUGAUAAUGUCAAUUAAAAAAUAAUAAUAAAUAAUAAAUAAUUAAUUAACAGGUGGUAUGCACCCCACCGUGAACUUCCUCCGCUGAUCGCCAACGGCCAGCGUUUGGCAAGUUGCCGCCCUUUUCCGUUGGGAGAUUUGAAGUCCUUCAGAGGCUGUCUCCGGAAGGGAUGGUCAACCGGGUAGCGAGUUUUCCAGGUCGAGCUCGUUCGCCUCAAAUCUAACCACCGACCUGUAACCCACUCGAGUCGUCGACUCGUCGUCAUCGAUGGAGGACUAGCCAUCACUACUUGGAGCAGGAUUGUAACUGCCAUUAAUGGAAGCAUUGAUUCGAAAUUUCUUACCCAGCAGAAGAGUUGGCUCCAUCGUCCCCGCCGCCGCCGCUUUAACCAUUCCCUUGCUGUGAUUCACUCUUUUCACGAACCGCUCCGCGUCAAAUCUGGACCAGGAGCAUUUUCCUCUCUCCUUCAACGGCGAUUUACAAUGAUUCGUCGCGCAAUGCAGGCGGAGGAGCGCGGAGAACAAGUCGUUCUCCUCGCGAACUAUAGUUUCGAAACCAGAUCUGGAAGCAGAGGGAGUGGAAGAAGAACGGAAGAGGAAACAACGUCAGAUCUGGAUGCUAGGCUGGACUGGAGGAACAUCCGCAGGAAGAGGCAAAACUCGUGUCCUCCACCAUGUGGCUGACGUGGAGGUUGGCCAUGGAUAUGGUUCCCCGCUGGCCGGUACAACCUGCCCAUCCCUUAGAGAGAAAAAGAAUUAGCAGAGGAAAAAUCGUUGGGUAAUCCUCUGCUUUUUUCCUCCUCCUCCCGACAAUCCUGCCGCCGCCGCGAGCGAUUGAGCUGGUGGCAUAGUCGAGCCAGUAAUUCCACCUUCUCCCUCUUCCAGCAAGGUGGUUCUUGGACAGGAACUGGUGGGGAACGAGACGGGUGGGAAGGGGAGGGGGCUCGAAGGUGGAAAGGGCGAAGAGGAGGAAGGAGAAGAGGACCAACAAGGAGUAGGCGGGAGAUGGUGAAUUGAGUUUUGGUAAGGAUUGGGUUGCUGGAAUUGGUUCGUUUCAUGGCUGGUUUUGCAUUAUCCAGAGAAUCGCCAGAGGAAGGGGAGGAGGACAGGGUGUAAUCAUAGCUGUGAACCGUCUGUUUGCCGUCGAAAACGAGAAUCCUGGAGCCCGGCGGAAGAGUUCUUGUGGCUGGAGAAGAAGAACAGGAGGAAGCCCAUGUCACGGUUGCUGUUGUUAGUGGUGGUGGUGUUCUUGGCCCAGUUGGAGUUUGCUAUGAUGCCCAUAGGGGGUCUGAGUUCUGUAGGAAAAAGAUCGCCACCCCACAAAUAUCCACCAUUCUAAUUCACAAUCCCUUUCGGAGACAACCUCCGACGGACAUUGAAUCUCCUAACAGAAGAGGGCAGCAACUAGCCAAUCGCUGGCCGCGGGCGAUAAGAGGAGGAAGUUCACGGUGGGGUGCAGGCCACCUGUUAAUUAUUUAUUAGUUAUUUUUUUUAUUGACAUGUCAUUAAGUUAACCAUCUAGUCAUCAGUCUCGUUUGCCACGUCAUUAAAAAAUCAACGGAGUUUGAUGGAGACUAACGGCCGGUGACUAAUGGUGAAACGAUUCGUAAAGUUAGUGUCAAUUAGAAAAAAAAGUAAUUCGGGUGACAAACAUGAAAAAUUUAUGUAAUUUGAGUGACCAAACGUGUAAUUUAGUCUUUUUCCUAUGUGUAUGUACUUCUGCCUACUUUUAUUUAUGCCAAAAAAAUGCAAAAGCAGGGUGGGGGCCUACUGGCCUAGUGGUUAGACGUUGGAGUGGAGCCGAGCUGAUUCCGGUGAAUUUGCGAAGUUGCUCUGUGUCUUUUUAUGACUUGUCCAUCCAAAGCACCCAACGUCCAAAUCGCUGAUGCUAUAACCCAUAAGAAAGGCCUAAUUUCUGU
Molecule: messenger RNA, 6328 nt
Organism: Linum trigynum
Lineage: Eukaryota; Viridiplantae; Streptophyta; Magnoliopsida; Malpighiales; Linaceae
Source: the annotation of a GenBank genome assembly